Molecule: messenger RNA, 2023 nt
Organism: Cladophialophora immunda
Lineage: Eukaryota; Fungi; Ascomycota; Eurotiomycetes; Chaetothyriales; Herpotrichiellaceae
Exons: 3
Coding region: 242-1723 (493 amino acids)
Biological process (GO): protein localization to plasma membrane
Cellular component (GO): plasma membrane
Source: RefSeq, a predicted model, not a curated record
ACGAGGAGUCCCGGUAUUUAUUCCAAUUCCCACCUUCCCUCAGUCUGCUCUUUCUCUUCACAUCCCGACCAAACAAAUCCCUCGUUGACAAAGUCCUUGUAUCACUUGGAGGCCUCUGUGUGACACCAUCUUCUUCCCCUUGCAUCAACAUCGCCCACCCAACCUGAUAUAAUACCAGCUCAUCUUGUUAGUCGACAUAAUCUACUGAUACACUAGUUCGCCUGUUACCACUCCAGCCCUUAUGCCCGGCAUGUGGUAUCACAUCUCCAACGCCAAUGAGUACCUCGUGGUCACUGGCGCUGGCGUCGACGAUGUACGGAUCGUCAAGAAAGCCUUCGUCUAUCCAUGGCAGCGCGUCGCUCGCAUCUCCGUAUCGCCCUUUGACUUCUCCCUCAACCUGCAGGCCAUGACCAUUGAGAAGCUCCAAUUCGCCCUGCCUGCCGUCUUCACCAUUGGCCCAGAUAACAAGCCUGAAGCCCUCAAGAAGUAUGCGUUGCUCCUCAGCGGGAACCCGGAUGGCACCCCUUCCGCGGGCAAGAAACCGGGCCAGGCCAUUGUGCCGACCCAGAGAGGCCAUGUUCAAGACAUCGUCAAAGGCAUCAUUGAAGGUGAGACCCGGGUCAUCGUCUCAAGCAUGACCAUGGAGGAAAUUUUCAAGGAGCGACAGGUCUUUAAGCAGAAGGUCAUUGAGAAUGUCCAAAAUGAAUUGGACCAGUUUGGCCUGCGAAUCUACAAUGCCAACGUCAAGGAACUUCAAGACACCCCGGGCUCCGAAUACUUUGCCUUCCUCUCCCGCAAAGCCCACGAAGGAGCGUCCAACCAAGCCCGUAUCGAUGUGGCCGAGGCUCGCAUGCGAGGUGAAAUCGGCGAAGCUGGGAAACGUGGUCAUACGAAGCAGGAAAUCUCCAAGAUUGAAGCAGAGACCGCUGUCCUCGAGACCAAGCGGAGAGCCGACAAAGCACAAGCAGAUGCCGAGCUCACAAAUCGGCAGACAGAGUUGGACAUGACCAUUCAGAUCAAUCAGAUCCAAGCUCGGAGAGCCGCCGAGACCCGCGACGCUGAAUUGCAGAAAGAGGUCGAGACGAAGAAGGCAGCUACCGAGCUUGAACGUCUUCGGGCCAAAGACCUCGUCCGUGCCCAGAUCUCAAAGGAAACAACACAGCAAGAGGCUGAUGCCGACCUCUACCGCGCAUCCAAGCAAGCGGAUGCCAGAGCCUACGCCAAAAAGCAGGAUGCCGAUGCUCAGCUGUUCGAGCAGCAACGUCAAAUUCAAGCCAGCGUCGAACGCCAGAUGAAAGAAGCCGAUGCAAUGUAUCAUGCCAAGAUGCGUGAGGCUGAAGCAACCAAAGCACAGGCGGAAGCGUACAGGGAGCUGGCCGAUGCAUUUGGCGGACCACAGGGUCUGCUUCAGUUCAUGAUGCUCAAGGAGAAUACCUACGAGAAGCUCGCCAUGGCCAACGCAAAGGCCAUUCAAGGCCUUCAGCCCAAGAUUACCGUGUGGAACACCGGCAGCGGCGAUGCCAGCGGCGCCAUGGGAGAAGGCAUCGCCCCGAUCAAGAACAUCAUGCAGUCACUGCCUCCGUUGCUCAGUACGAUCCAGGAACAAACCGGCAUGACGCCGCCGAAUUGGAUGGUGCAGAUGCCCAAAGACGUCAACGGACAUCUCAAGCCCGAGGAGCGGCGAAAGAUCUUGAGCCACAGCACCGACGAGAAGAAGGGCUGAGCCAAGCUUACGACAUCUCACGCGGAGACACUCGUAGGAGGUUCAGCAGACAUUGGAUCCGGAGUUGCGAGGCUCGCGGCCACAGGGAUGGAGAAUCCGCUCACUCACUUGCACAAUGCUCUCUCUUUUGUUUAUGGCACAUGGCGCAAUUUGGAGUUAGGCUGGGGGACGGGCGGUGUUUUUGCACUGUAAUGAAGCGCGCUUGUAUCCUAGUCUAUAGGUUGCCUUUGCUUUGCUUUGCUUUUGUCCACAAUUCGCGCGUUGGAAUGUAAUUGUAUAUCAAAUCACACCAAGAAUCUC